AUGAUGCCCGACUCACGAGCGCCGCCGUCUUUUGUUAAAGCCGACUUCGAACGCCGCAGGCAGUUCCCUGCAAACACCACAGUAUCCCAAGUUCCCAACUACAGCAAGUUUCAUCUCCUCAUUUACACCCAAAUCAACACCAGUGCACAGAUCUUUAUUUUCAACCAAAAAUCGCUGACUGAACCAAAGUUUAAAAUCGUGGACUUUAAUUCAUCAGCCUUUGACUGUCUGAGAAAUCCAUUACCGGUCAGAGAGGGCCUGAGUGCAAAUCGAUCGAUUUUUAAUCUGCAACCCAACUUCAGACCGAGUUCACCAAUUGCCGAUACCUCAAGUCGUUCCCUCGGAGCCGACGGCUCUCAAACCUUCACCGUCAAAGCCCGACGGACCCCGUCAGCCGCCGAUAUCUCGUCCGAGAAACCGAACCCCUGCUGGCGUUCGAGCGACGAUCAACCUUCACCUCUGCCAUCGACGAGAACUCGCAAGAAGCACUGCCGAGCAAACCCAGCAUCUCCGUCAACCAGGUCGCGAGUCUUCCUUCUCGCUGGCAUCUCAGCCACCCCGUACGGACGAGUAGCAGGCCCUCGUUGCACAGAUUGUCCGACGACUUCAAUCGCAGCAACCCAUCCCGUCGACGUCCGCCCGCCUCGCCGGGAGCCAGCCGCGGGCAGCAGUGAACAGUCACCGCCGAAGAAUUUCGUCCCAGCCACCGUCGAGCCGCGACUAGCCACCCUCGCGAGCCCUUUGCCGGUGUACUCGAGCACCUCCGGCCGCGUUUGA
Striga asiatica is the source of this 777-nucleotide messenger RNA. NCBI's taxonomy places the organism in Eukaryota, Viridiplantae, Streptophyta, Magnoliopsida, Lamiales, Orobanchaceae. The record is from the annotation of a GenBank genome assembly.